Rosa chinensis is the source of this 954-nucleotide messenger RNA. RefSeq lists its product as uncharacterized. The transcript has 2 exons. The coding region runs from base 183 to 812 and encodes 209 amino acids. The record is from RefSeq and is a predicted model, not a curated record. Lineage: Eukaryota; Viridiplantae; Streptophyta; Magnoliopsida; Rosales; Rosaceae. Gene Ontology annotation, biological process: defense response to fungus.
AAGUAAUAAAUAUAGGGAGUGACCAUCAAUUCUUCAUAUGCUUGUGCUUGGUCAACCAAUGAGCUCAAACUAGGAAAUUUCGAGUUUCACAGUGAUCUUUUAUCUCCAGGACACGUCUACUCGGGUUUUUGCAUCGGUGCAUCUCUCGAAUUAUAAAGUAAUUUUGCUAGAAAGAGUCAAGAAUGGCGGACCUUGUCGCAGGGGCUGUUCUAGGAGCAGCAUUUGCUGAGCUGUGUGAUGGUGUUAAAAAUAAGGUCAUGCCCAAGAGCACGACGCCCCAACUACUCAGAGAUCUGGUCUCAAAGCUAGAGUCUUUGGGACCACUGAUCUCAGAGAUUAAGGAGUACAACAGCUUUCUGGAUCAUCCGAUCGACGAGGAUCUAGAGGAAGUAGAACAACUUGUGGUGAAUGGCAAAUUGCUCAUUAGCAAGUGUGCCAACUUCAAGGGUGGUCCGUGGAAUAACAGAAAAAAGAAUAAAUACAAAAACAAACUGGAAGAACUGGACAAGUCUCUCGCCCCGUUGUUAGAAAGACUGCGAGGGCAAGCGAGGGACUUGAGAAUGGAGUUGGUCAGAGCAAGGAAUUCAGCGGACGCGACAGAAGUCGCGGUUGAAACUCAAUCUGACAUUGAAAUUCAGCCUUUCUCAAGGAGGAUUCAGAAUUGGAUGGUCAACCGAAGCUAUGGUUCAUGGGGCAUCAUGUUUAUGAUUCUGUUUUUGGUAAGUAUGGUCAUGGCAGCUACUGGUUCUACAGGCACAAAAUGGUUUGUAUUCAACUUUGGAAUUAAUUAUUUAGGGAUUAAUAAUUACUGAAUGAACCUAGCUGGGCCGUUUGAAGUGUGAACUUUGAUGUAGUUUUCCAUUACCGGAGCUCUGUAAUCCAUAUCUUCCUUAUCGUUUCCAGUAUUUUCAAUAAUAUAAUUUAUAAAUCAAUCAAUAUUUAUUCGGCACAUAA